AAUAGACCCAGCUAAGGAAUCCAAGAAAAGGGACGAAUCCCCAUACUCUCGGCCAAGCUUAGGUCCCAGUGAGCUGUUAAAGAGUCUGCGCGGGCUGCCCCGAACUUGAUUUUUAUUUCUUUGGCUUACGGAUAUUCGCCGCCCUGCAAGACGAUCUUACCUUAACACCACACAAUCCUACAACAUCCCGCACCUGACCAACUCACCGACGACUACUACUGCAACAGCAUAUGUACUCGGCUGCUGGGCAAGUAAGUGCUCAGCCUACUAAUUAUUCAACCCCAAUCCGACAGGACGGGCAUCAUCAUCGAUCCCACGCGCGAGACUCGCCCUCCCAACUUACAACCGCCCGCACAGCAGCAGCCCCGAGGGGCUCCAGUCCAUCAAAUUCUUUCUAUACAGACUCCGGCGACCGUCCAGAGCGGUUCGCUCUGGCGGAACCCAUGCAUCGACGGCACACUGGCGGGCAACUAUCGAGUAGGACCGGACUACAAUGUCGAUUACUCUCCACAAGAAUCGCAUCCGGGCGAGCAGAGCCAGUCUCAACACGCAUACGACACGCAUCACCACAGAGGAAAUCCAAUGCAGCACGCGGGACACGGGAGUUUACAUGAAUCGGCGCAGUCGCAUUCUCAUCACACCAUGUCGCAGCAUCACCCCGCCCAUCACCACCAGAUCCUAAUGGAUCCGGCGCAUCUCGGCGGCCACCCGGCCGCUCGCCAUAUGGCUCAUCAGCCUUCGCACUACGGCCCAACACAGUCGCCUCACUCCGUGGUUGGUCCGCCGUUAUACCCGGCUAUGACACCUACUCAGCCGCAUAGCGCUGGGACGAAACGUAGUCGUCCAGACGACCUUGACUUAUCCGGUGGCAUGUCUGAACUUGAAUCGGGCGAUCUAGAUAACAUGCAGCAGUCUAUGGGGGCUUCAUAUGCGCAGGCUGCCGGCGCAGCUCCAACUCACCAUCAUCACCGCUUACCAGAUCAAGGGCCGCCUUCGAAGAUGAUGAGACGCGAAGGUGACGGGAGCAUGGGGGCCGCUGGGGGUGGCGCUCCGAGCGUAGUAGGACAAGCCGGAAUGCCACCGCCGGCACCGAGGCCAAGAGGGCCGAAGCUAAAGUUUACGCCGGAAGAUGACGCACUACUUAUCGACCUGAAGGAAAACAAAAGCUUGACAUGGAAACAGAUCGCAGACUUCUUCCCGGGGCGUUCCUCGGGUACGCUCCAAGUCCGGUAUUGUACGAAGCUCAAAGCAAAGACGACUCAAUGGACGGACGAGACAGACCAAAAGCUUCGGACGGCGCUUCAAGACUACGAAAACGAGAAGUGGCGCUUCGUUUCCAACAAAGUUGGGCCCGGGUUUACUCCUCAGGCUUGCCGAGAGCGGGCCGCGCAGCUUUCGGGAGAGGUGGCGGAUGUUGGGGAAGAAAACUUAUAGCAAUCAGCGUCCCCGCCAGGAGUUUCAGCUCCUGGGGCCGGGGACACCAUCUAUCCGCAGCAGCUUCAGGGUUGAGGUGUAACCAGAAGCAGACGCCACCAUCAUCGACACUCUAGGAUCAGAGUGACAAC
Molecule: messenger RNA, 1565 nt
Organism: Daldinia vernicosa
Lineage: Eukaryota; Fungi; Ascomycota; Sordariomycetes; Xylariales; Hypoxylaceae
Exons: 2
Coding region: 583-1434 (283 amino acids)
Source: RefSeq, a predicted model, not a curated record